UCGUGGAGUGUACACUGUGAUUGCUCUUAUUUUUUAAAUCGUUUCUUCAGAUUCGUCGCCGAUCUUUGCUCGCCAUGUUCUUUUUACAAAAUAUUAUUAUUAGUAUAUAUAUUAACAUAUAUUCUCUUUGCUGUUACUUUUAGCUCUGGACAAGUUCUUCCAACUCUGUUCCUUCUCUGUCUCUCUCUCUCCAUUCGGAAGUUUGCAUUUUGGUCAUUUGGGUCUUCUUUGGAAAUAUAAUUGCAGGGAACAAUUUAGAGUUAGCAAACAUAAUUAUCUCUUCAGCUUCUUGUACACAAAAUCUUUUGUUCUCUUUUACCCUUUUAGCUUUUUGGGUUCUGAAUUCAUUCUCCGGUAACUUCGUUCUCUGUAUGAAGAAAAAGGAAAAUGGGUGUUUAAAGAAAAAAAGAAACAGAGCAAAAGCUGAUUCAAGAAGUUGAUUUUGUUUUGUAGACAGAAAGAGGAUAAUUCAGGGUGUGGGGUUUGGAGCAGUGGUGGGGGUGGAACAGGUGAUGGAGAGAAUGUAUGGUAGUGGUGAUGGAGGAGGAGGAGAAGAUUGUUAUCCAUACGAGGGUGGAUGUGGUGGGGUGGUAAUGACAAGAGACCCAAAGCCAAGGCUGAGAUGGACUGCUGAUCUUCAUCAACGCUUUGUUGAUGCUGUCACUAAGCUUGGUGGCCCUGACAAAGCGACUCCCAAAUCAGUGCUGAGGAUAAUGGGCUUAAAGGGGCUCACACUGUACCAUCUAAAGAGUCAUUUACAGAAAUACAGGCUUGGACAACACUCCAAGAAACAGAACACAAUAGAACAAAACCAAGAGACUGCUGGAAAUUCCUAUGGACAUUUGCAUUCCUCAGGCACCAGUACCAAUUCAUCAGGGGUGAACAGUGAACGAGGAGAAAUCCCAAUUACAGAGGCCCUUAGGAGUCAGAUCGAAGUACAGAAACGAUUACAGGAGCAGCUGGAGGUACAAAAGAUAUUACAGAUGAGAACAGAGGCCCACGGGAAGUAUUUGCAAACAAUACUAGAGAAAGCUCAAAAGAGUCUCUCAUUUGAUAUCAAUUGCCCUAACAAUUUGGAAGCAACAAAAGCUCAACUAACCGACUUCAAUGUGGCUCUAUCAAAUCUCAUGGAAAAUAUGAACGGAGAAGAGAGGCAUGAAAAUAUUGUCGAGAAGGCCACAUUUAACAAUAUUAAUAGGAAAACGGAUGGGUCUGUUUAUUUGGGAGAAGAAGAACGAAAGAAGGGUGUCAAGCUUGAGGUUGAACGAGGUUCCAUAAGUUUUGAUCUGAAUGCAGGAGGUAGCUAUGACUUUCUUGGCGCAAAUGGAGCUGUAUUGGAAACCAAGCAACUUGCUUAUAGGAGAUAGAAUUGGAAAUAAUGUGCUUCUCCUUUUACUCUAAUCUAAUGUUACUUCCACUGCUUCAAUUUGUUUAUAAUGCUUUUUGUUGGUAGCUAUUUAGAUCCAUUACUUAUCCUAAAGUGCAGUAGUUGUGGCUGUUGGCAUUUCAUUGGGUAUAUAUACCUAUUGUUGGCAUAGCCAAACUUGGCAUUGUAUCUGGAAAUUUCUGACAUUAAAGUAUAUCCUGAGAAUGGUUUCUCUUACAAUUGCUUGAAUGCUUUGUAUGUUUAUUGCCUCAUUUUUCAGAGCAUAAAUAAGU
Molecule: messenger RNA, 1659 nt
Organism: Ilex paraguariensis (yerba mate)
Lineage: Eukaryota; Viridiplantae; Streptophyta; Magnoliopsida; Aquifoliales; Aquifoliaceae
Source: the annotation of a GenBank genome assembly